Salvia splendens (bonfire salvia) is the source of this 1323-nucleotide messenger RNA. Its product is annotated as 12-oxophytodienoate reductase 1. Bases 96 to 1196 code for a protein of 366 amino acids. The record is from RefSeq and is a predicted model, not a curated record. NCBI's taxonomy places the organism in Eukaryota, Viridiplantae, Streptophyta, Magnoliopsida, Lamiales, Lamiaceae. Gene Ontology annotation, molecular function: oxidoreductase activity; FMN binding. The transcript is spliced from 5 exons.
CUAGCUUCAUGCAUCUACUAUAAAUAGUCCUGUGUUUUUUCACAAACAAAACAUAAACAUAAACAAAAACAAAGCUAAGAGAUCAAAUCAGAGUUAUGGCAGCUGAAAAUACUGAUGUUAUUCCUUUGCUCACCCCAUACAAAAUGGGAGAAUUCGCCCUCUCCCACAGGAUAGUAUUAGCACCCUUAACCCGGGAUCGGUCAUACAACAACGUUCCACAGCCACAUGCCGCCGUGUACUACUCUCAGCGAGCAACCAAAGGCGGCCUCCUUAUCACUGAAGCAACCGGUGUAUCGGACACUGCUCAAGGGUACCCUGACACACCUGGAAUUUGGACAAAGGAGCAUGUGGAGGCAUGGAAACCUAUAGUGGAUGCAGUUCAUCAAAAGGGUGGUGUUUUCUUCGUGCAGUUGUGGCACGUUGGUCGUGUCUCUACGAAUGAUUACCAGCCAGGUGGGCAAGCUCCACUCUCAUCGACAGACAAAGGACUGACCCCUGGCCUAUAUGGAGUAGACUGGUCUCCUCCUAGACCACUAGCCACAGAUGAAAUUCGUGGUAUUGUCAAUGAUUUCAGAUUGGCUGCACGCAAUGCUAUUGAAGCAGGAUUCGACGGAGUCGAGAUACAUGGUGCCAACGGCUACGUGAUCGAGCAGUUCAUGAAGGAUCAAGUCAACGACAGGACGGACGAAUAUGGAGGAAGCCUAGAGAACAGGUGCCGCUUUGCUCUAGAAGUGGCGGAAGCCGUGAUCGACGAGAUAGGAGCGAAAAGAGUUGGGAUGAGACUGUCUCCGUAUUCAGAUUUCAACGAGGCAGGGGACUCUGACCCAGAUGGGCUUGGCCUCUACAUGGCCAAUGCACUGAGCAAGCGGGACCUUGUGUACCUCCACGUGAUCGAGCCACGAGCUGUUGGUUCAACGGUUAUUGAAGGGUGCGCUGAGGAUCAGCUCCUCCCCAUGAGGAAGGCAUUUAAAAAUACCUUCAUCGCUGCUGGCGGCUUCAACAGGACUACGGGGAGCACAGCUGUGGCUGGAGAUGGCGCGGAUUUGGUAGCGUUCGGGCGCCUGUUCUUGGCCAAUCCGGAUUUGCCAAUGAGGUAUAGCUUGGAUGCUCCUCUCAACAAGUACGACAGGAACACAUUCUACACUUGUGAUCCUAUUGUUGGAUAUACUGACUAUCCGUUUCUUCAACAAGCAUAGCCUGCCUGCUUCUUUUUAGCACUGAUCAAUAAAGGAUUAUUUGGGAAAAUAUGUUACGCAUGUGUUGUACUUUUCCAAAUGGAUUUCGAUAUUUAUAUGCUACAAAUUACUUUACUGAGUUUGUAAA